Messenger RNA from Colletotrichum lupini, 804 nucleotides. RefSeq lists its product as uncharacterized. The transcript is spliced from 7 exons. The record is from RefSeq and is a predicted model, not a curated record. Lineage: Eukaryota; Fungi; Ascomycota; Sordariomycetes; Glomerellales; Glomerellaceae. Bases 1 to 804 code for a protein of 267 amino acids.
AUGCCCAAUUCCUCGGUUUCCACCUACCUCAACGAGUCGUGCAACCAAAAGCCAGCGUUCUUCAUCAACGACAUCCAUGAUAAACAGGACACGACUUUUAGCAACGUGACGGAAAUAUUCUCCGAGGAAACAUUACCUCAGUCUAGAGACCAGACCACAUUGAACUGGAAACCGUCAUCACUGGAACUCGUUUCACUUUGUUGCCAUAUACAGCUCCUCGCGCCGUUCAACGUGUUUUCAACCAAAUGUUUCAAGAAAGCACCUGAGGCUUGUCUUGAUCUACCGGCCCAUCAACACGCCCCCUUGCGAAAGCCAUCUGCCUCAACUCCCGAUGUGGAAGUCCGCAUGGCGAGGGAAGCAAGUAAUUCCAACCGAGAAGCCGCAAGCCAGAAACGAAGCCUGCUUCGCCUCGUUCGGGCCCCUCGGGGCAUGACUUCCAUUCACCUGUCCUUCCAAAGUCGGUCUAGAUCGUCCUUUUUGAACAAGCUUCAUACAAGCUUCAUACAGUACCACACAUAUCCUCCACCAAAUCGAUACAACCCUGGCCCAUCUUGGCUAGUUGGAACUCGAAUUCUACAUCAAAAACAUAUAGAUGUUUCCCGAUUCGGCCAGGCAGAUUUAGGCAGACACUUCCGGCGGGAUUCCCUGUCCUGGAGAGACAAGAAACGGCGUCAUGAUCGGCCUUCAUCAUUUGCCAGGCACGGCGGUAAAGCCCCCUUUUGGUAUUGUCCUGAACAGUCGAACAUACAGCCCGCCAAGAGCUAUAUACAACUUCAUCUAGUCAACCUUCCAUACCUCAAAUAA